Molecule: messenger RNA, 1848 nt
Organism: Fusarium falciforme
Lineage: Eukaryota; Fungi; Ascomycota; Sordariomycetes; Hypocreales; Nectriaceae
Exons: 1
Coding region: 1-1848 (615 amino acids)
Source: RefSeq, a predicted model, not a curated record
AUGUUUGACCUAAUCAGGGAUAUAGCCCAAGGCUUCGUGACCGUUGGCGCCAAGGUAGCGUCUAACACUACCGAGACAGUUCGCAAGGUGGCAACCGACACGCGCACCGCCGUGACGAAAAUUGCUGGCGACAGUGCCAGCACCGCCCGUAAGGUCGCGGGAGACAUCGCCUCCACCGGGACGAAGAUUGUGGGCGAUUCAGUCAGUACCUUCGCCAAGGUUGGGUCCGACGUCGCGGGAACAGGAAUCAAGAUUGCGAAGGACGUGGGCGACACGGCCAACCAGAUCCUCCUAGGCGAGAAUAUCACCAGCAUCCUGGACAAUGUGCUCUACGACGGCCUUGGAACGGGAGUCAGGAUCGUGACCGAUUGCGUCGGGACGUUGGCGAAGACUACGGGGGACGUGGUCGGUACCCUAGCGAAGGUGUUAUCCGACUCGUACAGUACUGCCUUUAAAGUUGUAAAGGAUAGUCUGUCGACUGCGGACAUGAUCCUUCUGGACGUACUAACUACCGUCCGCAAAGUCCGAGACGACACACUCACGACGGGGUUCCAGGCCGCCAGUUGCGCAGUAAGUAGCCCAGUUGCCGAUGUUUUCCUCAAGUACGCAACGGAUGUAUUCACCGCUGCAGGCGACGCGGCGGUUAUUGAUGCGAUCCUCCAAGUGAUACACCACUCCCUCCAGGCCAUGACGCAGAGCCUCAGCGGAGCAGUGCUUAUCUGGAGAGGCAUCCUCACCAAUGGCGCAAACGAAGACACCCUGGGCUUUAUCUUGAACGACCUUUACGAUUUGCUGCGGUUCCUAUACGACCUAGUCAAGCCAGAGAACGUUAUCCCCGGAUACCCAGCAGCCGAUGGUACGAUCAAGAACAGAGCAGACGAGUUCCCCGGUAGUGAUAACCCAUACAACGAGCUUGACCUUCGGCUGGCCCAGAAUCGCCACGCCAUCGUCUACCAGGUGCAGCGGGUCGCAUUGACGCUCAUCGCCAUCCUCAAGAUGGGCAGGGAACAAGUGCCGCCGAGCGGAAUAGGCAACCUCCAUAUGGACGUCAGCCUACCCAGUGACUUCGACAAGGACGGCACCCCCCCGCCACCAACCUACCUCUCCAGGCUCGGGGGAGGCUCAGAAUCUCCUCCAAACGAGAAGUGGCUAUUCAUCAACGGGAUCGCGAACGAGUUUGUCUGGUUCCAGCGCUCGUGCGAUAAGAUUCGCGACACUUUCCAGAGAGAAGUCAAGGGCAUCUAUAACAGGAGCGACGGCAUCCUCUGGGACCUGAUCGAGUGUUGCGGAGAGCAUAGCGCGGCCGGGUCAGAAAACGCCCUUAUCGAACGCACACAGAGCAGUAAGGCCGCGCAAGAGAGCCUUGAGCGGGAGCUCAGCGACGCGCUAUGGCCUAUUGACCGUAGUGCCCCGGACAAGGUGGUCAUGAUCGCCCAUUCCCAGGGAUGUCUCCUCCUACGGCUAGCGCUACAAACGCUAGUAAAGGAGAACCCAAGGGGCUCCCGAAGGGGCUCCCAGCGGAGGAGGGAUAUGAAGGAAAGACUGAGAGUGUUCACUUUUGGGAACCCGAGCAUUGAUUGGCGGGUCAUAGGUGGGACGGGUCAGUCCUUAAGCGAGUAUACGAAUGCUACCGAGCACUUUGCGCAUAAAGUGGACUUUGUGGCCAUGUUGGGGGUUGUGACGCAUCGGGACGACCAAAACUCAGGCUAUGAUAAGGACUCAGUUUUCUACAGCAAGGAGGGGAGAGCACACUUAUUUGGGGCGCAUUAUCCUCUUGGAGCGGAGUCUUAUGACAACGGGGUGAAGUCGAAGUUGUUGAGGGCAGUGUAUGGGAGGGAGAUAGCUUGA